This is a messenger RNA of Penicillium canariense, 1884 nucleotides long. RefSeq lists its product as uncharacterized. The record is from RefSeq and is a predicted model, not a curated record. The transcript has 3 exons. Bases 1 to 1884 code for a protein of 627 amino acids. Lineage: Eukaryota; Fungi; Ascomycota; Eurotiomycetes; Eurotiales; Aspergillaceae.
AUGUUUUGGACCGGCCUGUUGCUGCUGUUCUUGCAACAUGUGGUUGCCUGGCACUCCGACGAUGACUUGAUGUCCUUUGUGACGCUUCCCGACGUGAGGGCCGUGAAAUUCGAUAUCACGUACCAGGAUCGCGAACGUGUCGCGCCGGGAUACUGGUUUGUCUCGCCGUAUUUGCACAUCGAGCCCGAUGAGCCUACCAGCCUGUACGAACAGUACCAGGUCGGCCCACAUAUCUAUGAUCAGGAUGGGCAUCUCGUCUGGACCGGGUCGCCCAUGUUCGACAACCGCAAUGUCUUCGACUUCAAGGUCAUCAACAGCUUCGGCAAUGAACCUCACAUUUCGCUGAUUUUGCAGUACGCAAACGACGACAGCGAACGUGGAUUUGGAAUGAUCUUGGAUAAGAACUACGAGGUUUCCCGGAAGAUUCCUUUACGGCCCGAUCUCGGCGCCUUUGAUAUCCACGAAUUCAAUGUUCUCAAGGACGGAAAGACUGCCGUCGCAACCGUCUAUCUCACCGAGGAGAUUUCCCUGGCGGAAUUCGGUCGUCCGGAGGAACAGACAUGGUUGGAGACCGGUGGCUUUGCGGAGAUCGAUCUGAACACCGCCGAGGUGACUUACGAGUGGAGAUCAUACAACCAGAUUCCUUUGCAAGAGACCGUUCAUUACCUCCCCGACUCGGUGCCAGAAGGACCGCCAGGCUGGGAUUACGUGCAUAUCAACUCGGUUGACAAGAACGACAACGGAGAUUAUCUGAUUUCGAUGCGCUUCACCAAUACUCUUUAUCUAAUAUCCGGCGUGGAUGGCCACAUCAUCUGGCGACUUGGUGGCCAACAAAAUGGCGACUUUGCCCAGGAUUUCAUCUUUUCCAAACAACACGAUGCUAAAUUCCUCGAAUCUUCGGGAACGCGCCAUGUCAUUUCCUUCCUCAACAAUGCAUCUGACGAGGAGAAUGCCGAGGAGGAGGUCUCUUCAGCCUUGAUCAUCGAGGUGGAAUCAGGCACAGUACCAAUGACCGCCAGAGUUCUCCACCGUUACAAUCGUCCCGAUGGCAGCCUCACUCGACUCCGUGGCAACGCUCAGGUACUCCCGAACCAGAACAUGUUUGUGUGCUGGAGCCAAGGUGGCUAUAUCUCGGAGUUCUCAUCCGAGGGUGAUACACUAAUGAGUGCCCAAUUCACCUCUCCUCGCUACUCAAACUACCGAGCCUACAAAUUUGAAUUCACCGGGCGUCCUCAUACUCCUCCCGAUGUCGUCUCGUCUGUAUUUGGCACUGACGAAACGAAUCUCGUUACCACAUUCUGGGUCAGCUGGAAUGGCGCUACCGACAUCGCUUCCUGGAAUUUCUAUGCCCAGGCCUCGCAAUUUGAUAAGCCUGUCUUUGUCGGCAACACCUCGAAGGUCGAUUUUGAAACAAUGUUUAUCGCGAAGGGAUAUCUCGACUGGAUCACCGUUGAGGCCGUCGAUCGAGAUGGCAAUGCCUUUGGCAUUUCUGCCGUGCAUCGAACCACCUUCCCCAGCUGGGAGGCCUCGGGAUGGACGGGUUACUCGUCAACCCCACGACCUCUUAACCCCGCAACGAUUUACCAGGGAGAUGGUAGCAUUCUCGCGACUGAGAAGGCUAGCGAGGACGGCUUCUUUUCGGUCGCGGAUGGCACAGCGGAUGCUCAGCUCAAAAAGGCUACCGUAACCCUGAUGAACACAUACGAGACCAUUCGCAGCAUUGGCGGUCUCUUCGCUCUCAUCCUGCUCCUGGCCGUGAUGAGCGGUAUCUUGGCGAGCUAUAUGCUGCUUCGCGGCUGGCGGGUCCGGCUAUACCAGCGAGCUCCCCUGGAGGAGGGGCUCCCUGAAGAAGAGGCUCAGCUCCGACCGGGUAUGGACGAUUGA